AUGCCAGACCGCAGUGAUAGAGAAUGUAAAGUUUGGCAUUUUCAAGAAGAUGAUGAUAUUGAUCUAAAAAUUCGUCAUGAAGUAAUGAAAGUAGGAUGUAGAUAUUAUACAGUCAAGGUAUUGAUAGAUACAUCAUCUAGAGUAAAUUUUAUUAGAAGAAGCUUAGUCGAUAAGCUCGAAAUGAAGUAUAUUAAAUAUAAAGAAAAAAACAGGUUGGAAUGUCUGGAUUUAUCUUUCCAAUAUGAAGGAAAAGAUAGACUAGUAUCUACUAAUGGUGAUGAUGUUUUUAAUGAUUUUGAGAUUACUGAAAAGUCAAAAGCGGACCUUGUAUUAGGAUUACCAUGCUUUUGUAAAAUUACCGAUAUAACUAUCAAAGAGAUUAUUAGUUUGUGUCUUAAUUUAAAGUAUCUCAAAUUGGAAGGGUGUGAUAAUGUUAGCAAAGAAGCUGUAGAUCAGCUCAUUUCACUUAAUCCAAAUAUUCAUAUUGAGAAUUGCAUGUGUACUAUAACACCAGCCUCUUUUGGUGCAUAUUCCAGGAUGUAUGAACUGUCAAGGAGACUGGGAAUGUCAGUUGAUGCAUCAAGAGAUAUUAUGUCUAUACAUGAUUAUGUUAACAAUGAACUAAUAAGGAGAAUGGAUAUUAUUAGAGCAAGCGUUAGUGUUCUGCAAAUGAUCUGA
This is a messenger RNA of Funneliformis geosporum, 678 nucleotides long. The record is from the annotation of a GenBank genome assembly. Lineage: Eukaryota; Fungi; Glomeromycota; Glomeromycetes; Glomerales; Glomeraceae.